This is a messenger RNA of Condylostylus longicornis, 5379 nucleotides long. RefSeq names its product neogenin (gene fra). The coding region runs from base 1 to 5004 and encodes 1667 amino acids. The record is from RefSeq and is a predicted model, not a curated record. Lineage: Eukaryota; Metazoa; Arthropoda; Insecta; Diptera; Dolichopodidae. The transcript has 15 exons. Gene Ontology annotation, cellular component: membrane. Gene Ontology annotation, molecular function: protein binding. Gene Ontology annotation, biological process: cell-cell adhesion.
AUGGGAAAUAUGUGUAAUAUGGGUAAUGUGGGUAAUAUGGGUAAUAUGGGUAAAAUGGCUUUAGAAUUUUCUAUUGAACCGUCUGAUGUUGUUGUCCCGGAAGGGCAUUCUGUUUUAUUACAAUGUAGCGGUACAGUACAACAAGGUGCAUUAAAAGAAGGUAAAACAGCACCAAAUAUACGAUGGAGAGGACCAGAUGGCCAAGAUAUUGGUAUAGUAGGUGAUACAUUUAGAACACAAUUGAAAAAUGGUUCUCUUUAUAUUAGUUCAGUUGAAGAGAAUCGUGGUUUAACUGGUGCCUAUCAAUGUUUAUUAAGUGUAGAUGGUAUUGGAACAAUAGUUAGUCGUUCAGCAAUUGUAUCAAUAGCUAGAUUACCAGAUUUAAAUCAAGAUUUCAUUGAAUUAUAUUUAUUACCUGGUCAAACAGCAUAUUUUCGUUGUAUGAUUGGACAAAUGCAAUCAGGUGUACAAUAUAAUAUACAAUGGUUAAAAGAUGAACAACCAUUACAAAUGGAUAAAAUUCGUAUGAUUAUAAUGCCAAAUGGUGCAUUAGAAAUUGAUGAAAUAACAAAUUCUGAUCGUGGUAUCUAUCAAUGUAAUGUUACAUUUGGUAAUAUAUCUAAAUUAAGUAGUAAAACAAAUUUAAAUAUAAAAAAAUCAGCAUCAAAUAAUGUUAUAAAUAAUAAUGAUGGUAUCGGAACAAUAAAUAUAACAAAUAAUAAUAUAAAUGAUGGCAAUAUUCCAGCUAUAUCAAAUAAUAUUAAUGAAAAUGUUCAAGCGCCAUCAUUUUUAGUUGGACCAUCACCACAAACUGUUAAAGAAGGUGAUAUUGUAACAUUAAAUUGUGUUGCAAAUGGUAUACCAAAACCACAAAUGCGUUGGUUACGUAAUGGUGAAGAAAUUGAUUUAAACGAUUUAGAUUCAAGAUUUUCAAUAAUUGGUUCUGGUUCAUUACAAAUAUCAUCAGCUGAAGAUAUUGAUUCUGGUAAUUAUCAAUGUCGUUCAAGUAAUUCUGUUGAUUCAUUAGAUGCUGAAGCAACUGUUCAAGUGCAAGUACCACCAAAAUUUGUACAAAAUCCAACCGAUAAAAUUGCAUUUGAAAAAGAAGAAUUAGAAUUUGAAUGUUCGAUACGUGGUAAACCGAAACCUGUUAUUAAAUGGUUAAAAAAUGGUGAUAUAAUUACACCAAAUGAAUAUAUGCAAAUUGUUGGAGGUCAUAAUUUAAAAAUUCUUGGUCUUUUAAAAUCUGAUGCUGGUAUGUUUCAAUGUGUUGGUAGUAAUCCAGCUGGUAGUAUUCAAGCUUCAGCACAAUUAAAAAUUACACAACCGGGAAAACAUAAAAAACAAUCACAAACAACAAAAUCACUUCAAACACCAUCCAUAAAUAAUACAAAUAAAAAAGGUGUAUUUAAAUCUGGUGACACAUUAACACAACGUUCAAAAUCUAUUGCCGAUAAUAAAGUAAUUUCAAAGAGUGCUCUUGAUAGUCUUCUGUCAAAAGAUAAAAAAAAAAUCAUUGAUUUUUCAUCAACUGGUAAUGAAAGUAUUGAAAAAAUAAAAAAUAUGAAAAAUAAUAAUAAAAAUAUAAAAGACAAUACAGAGACAUACGAUGAUUAUGACUAUUAUGAUGACUUAUCAGACGAUAACGAUGACAAUGACAAUAAUAAAAAUUUUGACAAUUUAAAUGUCAAAAAUAAAAAACAUAAUAAUAAUAAAGAUUAUGACAAAAAUGACACAUUUCAUAUACCAAUUGAUAUUGAUGAUGAAGACGAUGAAGAUACAAAUGAUAAUACAAAGAAUAAUAAUAAUAAUGAUACAAAUAUUGAUAAUGAUGAUGAUAUUGAUGACGAUGAUGAUGAUAAUGAUGAUGACGAUGAUGAUGAUGAUGAUGAUGAUGAAGAAUAUAUUGUUAAAUUUGAAAAAGGUGAUGAUCCAGAGAAAAUUUUAAAUUCAUUUAAUGAUAAAAAAUUUAAAUUAAAAAAACAUCAUCAAGAGCAUGAAAAUGAAAAAAAAAUUCAUUCAAAAACAACAAAAUUAAUAAAUGAUCCUAUAAUAUCCCAACAUCAAGAAGUGAAUUCAUAUGAUGACGAUGAUGACGAUAACGAUGACGAUAAUGACGACGAUAUUGAUAAUGAUGAUGAUAAUGAUAAUUUUGAUUCUUUAUUACCAAAUAUUACAAAAAAAUAUCAUUCAAAUUUAGAUGCAAAUCAAUUGGCAAGUGUACCAUUACCAGGACCACCAAGAGAUUUAUUAGCACAAAUUGUUAAACCAAGAUUUGUAGCACUCAGUUGGAUGGAACCAUUAAAGAAUCCUGAUGAAGUAAUAUCAUAUUCAGUUUAUUAUAAAAUGCAUACAAGUGAAAGAGAACGGAAAAUUCAAACAAAAUCUCGUGAUGAUCAACAAGUUAAUAUACAAUCUUUAUUACCUGGAAAAACAUAUCAAUUUCGUGUUGUUGGUAACAGUAACCAUGGCCAAGGAGAAUCAUCUGAGGUUUUAGAAGUAAGUACACAACCAGAAGAAAAUAUUGCAGGACCACCACAAAAUGUUGAAGGAUACGCACUUAGCCAUAAAGAAAUUUUAUUGAAAUGGCAGCCACCAACCGUGACUAAUGGAAUUAUAUCAAAAUAUCGUAUAUAUUAUGCAGAGGAUGAAAGUGGUGCUGAAAUGUAUGCUGACAGUACAACAUUAACAACAACUUUAAGUGAAUUGAGACCAUAUACUGAGUAUACCAUAACAGUUGUUCCAUUUAAUCAAAAUGGUAUGGGUGAUAGUUCAAAUGAAAUUAAAGUUAAAACAUUUUCAUCGACACCAUCUGAACCACCAAGUAAUGUAACUUUAGAAGUUACCAGUUCAACGUCUAUAACAAUACAUUGGGAACCACCGCCAAUUGAAGAUCGUAACGGUCAAAUAAAUGGUUAUAAAAUACGUUAUCGAAAAUUAAAAGAAGCACCACAAGUUAAAACUACUGCCGCCAAUAUACGACAUUAUGAAUUAAAUAAUUUAGAUCGUUUCUCUGAAUAUCAAGUAAAAAUUGCUGCAAUGACUGUUAAUGGUUCUGGUCCAUUUACAGAAUGGCAUCGUGUUGUUACAUUAGAAAAUGAUUUAGAUGAAACUCAAGUACCAGGUAAACCAAGAUGGAUUUCAAUAAGACCAGGUGCUGGAAAAAUUGCAUUACAUUGGGCACCACCAGCUCAACAAGAUAUUAAAAUUCGUAGUUAUAUAUUAGGUUGGGGAAAAGGAAUUCCCGAUGAGAAUACAAUUGAAUUAAAAGAAAGUGAUCGUUAUUAUGAAAUUAAAGAUUUAGAUAUUAAUAGUGAAUAUGUAAUAUCAUUAAGAGCUAGAAAUAUUAAAGGUGAUGGUCCACCAAUAUAUGAUAAUGUUAAAACACGUGAAGAAGAACCAUUAGAUAUACCGGCACCAUUAGAAGUUCCAGUUGGUUUAAGAGCAAUUACAAUGUCUUCAUCAUCAAUAGUUGUUUAUUGGAUUGAUACAACAUUAAGUAAAAGUCAACAUGUAAUUGAUAAUCGUCAUUAUAGUGUACGUUAUUCAACUGUUGGUUCAAAUCGAUAUCGUUAUCAUAAUACAACUGAUUUAAAUUGUAUGAUUACUGAUCUGAAACCAAAUACUCAAUAUGAAUUUGCUGUUAAAGUUGUAAAAGGAAGACGUGAAUCAGCUUGGUCAAUGUCAGUUUUAAAUUCAACUUUACCAAAUGUUCCAUUAUCACCACCAAGAGAUUUAGUUGUACGUGUUGAUGAAUAUAAUCCACAAAAUGUAUUAUUACAAUGGCAACCACCAAAACAUAUUAUUGGACAAGUUACUGGUUAUUCAGUUUUUUAUACAACCGAUAUAAAUAAAAGAGAUCGUGAUUGGCAAAUUGAACAAGUGAUUGGUGAUACAAACACUGCCGUUAUCAAAGGACUUAAACCAUAUACAACGUAUUAUUUUAAGAUAAUGACAAAAACUGCUAAAGGAAAUACACCAUUUUCCGCACUUAUUUCAUAUACAACAGGCCCAGCUGUUUUAAUUCAAGAAACAAAUAUUUUAUCAAAAGGAUUUGAUAAUCAAAUGAUUUUAUAUACAAUAAUUGGAGUUACUGCUGUUCUACUUUUUAUUGCAUUAGCAGUAAUUGUUUUGGUUUGUAAUAAAAAGCCUCCAGUUUCACCAGAGCAUAAUAAGAAAAGCUAUCAAAAAAAUAAUAUUGGAGCACCAAAACCUCCAGAUCUAUGGAUUCAUCAUGAACAAAUGGAAUUAAAAAAUAUUGAUAAAUCCCACCAUACUCCAGAAAUUAUUACAGGAUGUAGUGAUGGUGCAAGUAGCAGUGGUGCAAUGACUUUACCACGUUCUGCAAUACAUGAAUAUGAUAGUGAAUCAAAUGGUGGUCCAGCACAUGUUACAAAUUCUUUAGAUAAACGAGCAUAUGUCCCAGGUUAUAUGACAACUUCAAUGAAUUCAACUAUGGAAAGACCCCAAUAUCCGAGAACACAAUAUAAUGUUUCAACACGAUCUCAUAUGAAUGUUGACACAACAUUAUCACAACAAAGUUUGUCUGCACCACAAAAUAAUUCAUUAGCCCAAACACCGGAACAUCCAUAUAACGCUUACGAGCAAAUGCCAAAUUACACAAAUCCAAAUACACCGUAUAUACCACCGGGAAUGAAUAUGGAUAGUUCAAAAAGUAGAGGUCAUCCAUUAAAAAGCUUUAGUGUACCAGGUCCACCACCGUUAAAUGUUUCUACACCAGUAAUAUCGAGUGGUUCUGGAAAACAUGUACCAGCUGUAACAAUACGUCCACAAAAUACGACAUCACCAUAUAAAAAACCAACAUUUACAAAUUCAACACCAACGAAUCGAUUACAAAGUGGUCCAUCAGUAGCACAUUCAACAGAUGAAAUACAGAGACUUCAACCCAGUACAUCAACUGAGGAACUUAAUCAAGAAAUGGCUAAUUUAGAAGGUUUAAUGAAAGAUUUGAGUGCGAUAACUGCCAGUGAAUUUGAAUGUUAACAGUUUAUUUAGUUAAAUAAUAAUAAAUUAUGUAUUUUUAUUUUUUAAAAUUUUUAAUUUAAUAUUAAUUUAAGGCAAAAGCUAACAAUAUAAUAAUAAAUAUAUUUUUUUGAAAAGUUAAAAUAAAUAAACAAAAAAGUAAAAUAAUAUUAAAUUAUAUUUAAGUAUUUAGAUUUUAAGAAUAACCAAUUUUGAAUAAGUAGUGUGCGUUAUUGUGAAACCUGCCAUAGUGAGAUUUUAAUUUUUAUUUUUUAAUUUUUUUCAAAAUUUACUUAAAAAUUAUAAAUUAUAAAGAAGAAUAGCAGAUAAUAGUAGAUAAAUUGUAUUAUGUAUAGCUAUCAAAGCUAAAAUUUUAAUUUUUUUUUAAUUUAAAAA